Corapipo altera (White-ruffed manakin) is the source of this 849-nucleotide messenger RNA. It is a transcript of the gene LMO1, whose product is annotated as LIM domain only 1. Gene Ontology annotation, biological process: positive regulation of transcription by RNA polymerase II. Gene Ontology annotation, molecular function: transcription coactivator activity; DNA-binding transcription factor binding. The record is from RefSeq and is a predicted model, not a curated record. Gene Ontology annotation, cellular component: nucleus. Bases 128 to 565 code for a protein of 145 amino acids. The transcript has 5 exons. NCBI's taxonomy places the organism in Eukaryota, Metazoa, Chordata, Aves, Passeriformes, Pipridae.
ACACCGCCGAGUCGGACGGGGCACGAAGAGCAAUGCCGGGCUGGCUUGGGCGAUCGGCUGUGUGGGAGGGGGCCGGAGCGCUGACAACGAGAAGGUUAAAUGCUCGCUGCCCCAGAGAGGUGUGCCGAUGUUAUCCGUACAACCCAAAGGGAAGCAGAAGGGCUGUGCUGGCUGCAACCGAAAGAUCAAGGACCGGUACCUGCUGAAGGCUCUGGAUAAGUAUUGGCAUGAAGACUGUUUAAAGUGUGCCUGCUGUGACUGUCGUCUUGGAGAGGUUGGAUCAACUCUUUACACAAAAGCAAAUCUCAUUCUUUGCCGCAGAGAUUACCUGAGGCUCUUUGGUACCACCGGGAAUUGUGCUGCCUGCAGUAAACUGAUCCCUGCCUUUGAGAUGGUGAUGAGGGCCAGAGAUAAUGUUUACCAUUUGGACUGCUUUGCCUGUCAGCUCUGCAACCAGCGGUUCUGUGUGGGAGACAAAUUUUUCCUGAAGAACAACAUGAUCUUGUGUCAGAUGGACUAUGAGGAAGGGCAGCUGAACGGGAGCUUCGAGUCCCAGGUGCUUUGACCUCCCACGUAACAAAAGCGAUGAGAUUUGAAGCAUCUCCUGGAGAAAAAUUCUGAACUGUGUUCCUGCUGCGAUGCUUUGUGCAAUGAUUUUCAAGGUUAUGCAAUUCAUGUGCAACCCACUGGACUGUAUCAAACACAUUUCUUUGUAUGGUGUGUGUCACUUUAAUAUAGUGCACCAGUAGCUGUAAAGGAUGGCUGCAAUUCUAUUUAUUUUGUCUUCUGGCUUUUUCUUAAAUUUACCCCCCUUUCCUUUAAUAAAUAGACACCAAGUACUUUUUUUCU